GCCGGCCAUGGCUCUUCAUUUCCACGCUGCUGGCUCCUUAAGCACUGGCAGCUGGAAGCCGUCACGGCCAGUGGUGUGUCUUUUCAGACUGAAGAGAAGACAGGAUGAGGAGUCCGCAGGCCCACAGAUAGUAGCAAGGGCUGGCUGGAUGGCGGCGGUAGCAGAGGCACUGUAAACAUCUGAGCACACCUCAGACGCAUCAGAGUCAACCUUCUUGCUACUUGGGACACCCAGAGAGAACUGUCCUCUGGGUCUGAAGAUUGACAGAGUGAACAGGAUGGCAAGGUACAGUGCAUGACCUGCUGACUGUGGCGGGUCCUAAAGUCUAGAACCCAAGAGGCCUGUGAACAGACAGGGCUAGCCUGGACUCCUGAAUCUAGAAUAGUGUGCAUUGUGAAAUGCUGAAAUUUUAGUUAAAAAUUUUUUUAUAGGGGCUACAGAGAGGAUUUGGUGGCUUAAGAGUACUGGCUGCUCUUUUAGAGGACCCUGGUUCAAUUCCCAGCACCCACUUGGUGGCUCACAACCAUCUGUAACUUAAGUCCCUGGGGAUCUGACACCCUCUUCUGACAUCAGCGGGCACCAACCACUCAUACAGGAUACAGGCAUCCACACAGGUUUGAGAGCUCUCCUGAAGAUGGACCGUCACAACAUGUCCUGGGUCCGCUACCCGAGCCGUGUGUCCCUGGCUGUGGAAGAUGUCAUUGCAGCACAGAGCGUCAUUUCCAGGUGCAUGCAUGUGUACAUAGCAGUGUGUGUCCCACUGAGCCUAGGGAUAGGGCUCUUCAGUCUGAGCGUGUUCAUCCGGGACCGUACUAGGCUGGGGGUGUUGGACAGGCUCCUUGCGGGCCUCACAGCCACUAGCAUCUUGGUGACUCUACUGUCCCUCAAUGCUGCUGGCCGACCUGACUACCUGCCCACGACAAACCUGGGCUGUGGAGUACUCUCAUUCUUCUCCAAUGCCUGCUACUUCAUGGCCCAGUAUCUGCAGGGAGCCAUGCUUCUCCUAUCCUUUCUGCCGGGAUCGCCCUGCUGCCGGCUCUUGGCAAAGCCUGUGGCAAGCCUAGCUGCCAUCGGGGGCUGUGCUGUCUGUAGCUCCCUCAUCGUGGUGUCCUUGCUAGGCACAUUUGGGGAGCUGCACACAACCACCUUGUGCCAGGCAGAUCCGCUGACUGCAUGGCCUGAAUACGAGAUUGUCAAGUUCAGCCUGGGCUUUGCACUUGCCCUGAGCUUCCAGAUGGUUCUCUUCCUUCUGUAUGCUACACAGCCAGUCUGGCGAGUGGCUCCUGCUCAAAGGGACACAGCCUCUGGACACUGGGUGGUACUGGCCAUAGCUCUCAACAUGUUUGCCUGUAGACUCUUCUUCAAUGCGGUCCUCCUACAUCGGGCCCAGCUGAAGCUGUGGAAGGAUGUGGGCUCCCCCAGAGAUGAGCUACUCAUGAACCUCGCAGAGCUGGCCCUGUCUGGAGAGAGCUGUGUCAAUGUGGUGGUCAUCCUCUUCCUCCACACACCAUGCAGGCUCAGGUUGCUUGGCCUCCUUGAGCACCUUACACAAAGAUGCAGGCAGAGGCUGGACAAUGGCAUGUCCUUGAACAGAGUAGGGGGCUAGACAAGGCCUGCCUGCUGGCACAGGCCACAUCCCUUGCUAGUGUUCAGGAGAGACUGCCUUCCCAGGGAGCUUGAGCAGGGUUCAUAGGUUUUGGAUGCUUAGCUUGCCUAUAUUCAACUCAACCUAUGCAAGACAAGACAGUUUCUCUUCCCACACCAUCAGUCAUACCAUGAGGGACACAGUGACAUGGGCUAGCCAAAGACCAUGGGUCUGCUGGAGGGUGUCCUGACUACGAUGGUUGCCACCUUCUAUGCAACAGUCCCGUCUGAUGACACAAAGAGGAAGGCACUGUGGAAAUAAACGCGGCUCCUGACGCCGGGACUGCGGCCACAUCACCACACCAGGCUGCUCACUCACUCACAGCUCUGUUACGUUCUGGGGCUGUGCAGUUGUUGCCAGCUAGCUUUCAACUGUUGGAGAAUUUGGGCAAUGGAAUUCCUGCCAGAAACGUCCGUUAUGUUUGUCUUUUAAAAGUCUGCCAUCACUGCGGCUGGAGAGAUGGCUCAGACUCAUCAGUCAACCUUCCUGCUACUUGGGACAGCCAGAGUGCACAGUGCUCUUGCAGAGGCCCUGUGUCAAGUUCCUAGCAUCUACAUUAGGUGGCUAACAACUGCCUGUAACUUCAAUUCCAGGGGAUCCAAUGCUUUCUCCCACAGACACCUGCACUCAUAAGCAUAUACCACUGCCUUCUCUCUCA
Grammomys surdaster is the source of this 2303-nucleotide messenger RNA. RefSeq lists its product as uncharacterized. Bases 635 to 1606 code for a protein of 323 amino acids. The record is from RefSeq and is a predicted model, not a curated record. The transcript has 2 exons. Lineage: Eukaryota; Metazoa; Chordata; Mammalia; Rodentia; Muridae.